UGUGAAAUAACAGUACUGUGUCUGUCACAGUGGGAAUACAUUAUAUAUAAAUGGAGCACGGCUUUAAAGGUGCUUGUAGGUAGCCCCUACCUUUAAAUAGCAAUAUAUUUCAGGAGCCUGCCCGUACAUUUAAAUAUUAAUAUAUUUUAAAAGCCUGUUUCAGAAAUGGAUACAGUUUUAUACCUGGGAGGACUGAUUCUUUUUUUGUUGGUUUGGGUGAAGGUGAAAGGUUUGGAGUAUGUUAUCGUUCACCAGAGGUGGAUUUUUGUCUGCUUGUUUCUUCUGCCUCUCUCGGUUAUUUUUGAUAUAUAUUAUUAUGUUCGAGCGUGGAUCGUGUUCAAGAUGUGUAGCGCCCCUAAGCUUCACGAUGAAAGAGUAAAAGACAUCCAGCGACAAGUAUGUGAAUGGAAGAACCAAGAUGGAAAAACAUACAUGUGUACUGGGAGGCCUGGCUGGCUCACCGUGUCUCUACGUGUUGGCAAGUACAAGAAGACACACAAAAACAUUAUGAUCAAUCUGAUGGACAUUUUGGAAGUUGACACCAAACGCCAGGUUGUUCGUGUGGAACCACUGGUCAAUAUGGGUCAGGUGACUGCACUGCUCAACUCCAUUGGCUGGACACUUCCAGUUGUGCCAGAGCUUGAUGAUCUUACUGUAGGUGGUCUGAUAAUGGGUACAGGUAUCGAGUCUUCUUCUCACAUAUAUGGACUUUUUCAGCAUAUUUGCAUGGCAUAUGAACUUGUGCUCGCUGAUGGUAGUCUUGUAAGAUGUACACCUACAGAAAAUUCAGAGUUAUUCUAUGCAGUUCCAUGGUCCUGUGGUACCCUGGGAUUCUUAGUUGCUGCAGAGAUAAAGAUCAUUCCUGCAAAGAAAUAUGUACAGUUGCAUUAUGAACCUGUGCAUGGUUUGGAAAAAAUUUGUGAAAAAUUCUCUCAGGCUUCAUCAAACAAGGAUAACCACUUUGUGGAAGGCUUAAUAUAUUCAAAAGAUGAGGCUGUUAUAAUGACUGGUGUCCUAUGUGAUGAAGCAGAACCAGGCUUGGUAAAUUCCAUUGGCAAUUAUUACAAGCCCUGGUUCUUUAAACAUGUGGAAAGUUACCUAAAGAAAAACUGCAAAGGGGUAGAAUAUAUUCCGUUAAGACAUUACUACCAUCGGCAUACGCGCAGCAUCUUUUGGGAGCUCCAGGAUAUCAUUCCUUUUGGUAAUAAUCUUGCAUUCCGAUACCUUUUUGGCUGGAUGAUGCCGCCAAAAAUCUCACUGUUAAAGCUAACCCAGGGAGAAACUGUUCGGAAACUGUAUGAGCAGCAUCAUGUUAUCCAAGACAUGUUGGUUCCUAUGAAAUAUCUUGAAAAGUCGGUAGACAUUUUCCACAAGACAAUAAACGUCUAUCCACUAUGGUUGUGUCCUUUCACUUUGCCGAGUCACCCAGGCAUGGUACAUCCCAAGAGUAAUGAGGAAGAGCUCUAUGUAGACGUUGGAUCCUAUGGAGAACCAACAGUAAAAAAUUUUGAAGCUAAGGCUUCCACAAGACAGCUGGAACACUUUGUACGGGAAGUGCAUGGUUUCCAGAUGCUUUAUGCAGAUUGCUAUAUGACCAGAGAAGAGUUCUGGGAAAUGUUCGAUGGUGCUCUAUACCACAAGUUAAGAGAUGAACUAAAUUGCAGAGGUGCCUUUCCAGAAGUAUAUGAUAAAGUCUGUAAAGCAGCUAGACAUUAAUACCAACAAAGACUGCGGUAGUGCUUAUCUGGAUUAACCAUUAACUCUGCCUUUGGUCUUCUAGAAGUUAAGACUAGAAGGACCUGCUGUUUUUUGCAGGCUGGUGCAGUCUGAUUGACUUUAUUCUGCUGGUGGCCUGCAGAAGUGAAUGUACUUGUUGAUUCUAGCACUAAUUAUAUAUGAAGAAUUGGAGAGAGCGACAUCAUACUGCAAUACUUUACAGGACAUGUAUGGGUCUUUCCUAUUGAAUGUUUUGUUUCUGUGUUUUAUUUUUAAAAAUGAAAGAUAACAUUGUAUUAAAAUGAAAGUAGUACAAAAAUA
This is a messenger RNA of Protopterus annectens (West African lungfish), 2037 nucleotides long. RefSeq names its product 24-dehydrocholesterol reductase (gene DHCR24). Gene Ontology annotation, cellular component: membrane; cytoplasm. Gene Ontology annotation, biological process: steroid metabolic process. Gene Ontology annotation, molecular function: Delta24(24-1) sterol reductase activity; FAD binding. Lineage: Eukaryota; Metazoa; Chordata; Ceratodontiformes; Protopteridae. The record is from RefSeq and is a predicted model, not a curated record. The transcript is spliced from 9 exons. Bases 166 to 1716 code for a protein of 516 amino acids.